Cololabis saira (Pacific saury) is the source of this 517-nucleotide messenger RNA. It is a transcript of the gene pfdn1, whose product is annotated as prefoldin subunit 1. Gene Ontology annotation, molecular function: protein folding chaperone. Gene Ontology annotation, biological process: protein folding. Gene Ontology annotation, cellular component: prefoldin complex; cytoplasm. Bases 85 to 453 code for a protein of 122 amino acids. The record is from RefSeq and is a predicted model, not a curated record. NCBI's taxonomy places the organism in Eukaryota, Metazoa, Chordata, Actinopteri, Beloniformes, Belonidae. The transcript has 4 exons.
AAAAUGGACGAAGAAUACGACGAAGAAUAAAAACAAUCUGUCUUCACACAUGCGCAGUGUUUUGUCGGUGGUCCAUAAUCAGUGAUGGCUGGUCCCGUGGAUCUGGAGCUGAAGAAGGCCUUCACAGAGCUGCAGGUGAAGAUGAUUGACACGCAGCAAAAGGUGAAGCUGGCUGACUUGCAGAUCGAUCAGCUGACUCUUGUUCAGAAGCGUGCCAAGGUCACACAUGCCGGGAUCGCCAAGGUGCCGGACAACACACGACUCUACGAAGGCGUCGGACGAAUGUUCAUUCUUCAGCCAAAGGAGGAGAUCAACAACCUCCUGACAGUCAAACAGAAAACUUUGGAGGAGAAGAUCAAAGAGCUUGAGCAGAGAAAGGUGUACCUAGAGCGCAGCGUCAAAGAAGCUGAGGACAACAUCAGAGAGAUGCUGCUGUCCAGGAGAACUCAGUGAUUGGUUUCAGUAACACUUGUCUGUUUUUUUGUCACAUGUUAUGAAUAAAAUAUUCAAGCCCCGA